UGAAAAUUUGCUAGUUGAUGGGACGAGGUUAAAUUUUGAAAGAGAAAAAUGGGCGAUGCUGCGAAUGGACAGAAAUUAUUCGUCAAGAUGUGUGCGACUUGUCAUACGAUUGUUUCAGGCGGCAAGCAUAAAAUUGGGCCCAAUUUAUUUGGUGUUAUAGGGAGGACCGCUGGAACCACCACUGGUUUCAAUUACUCCGACGCAAUGAAGAAGAAAGGAGCGACUUGGAAUGAAUCAACUUUGGAUGAAUAUCUCGAGCAGCCGAAGAAAUCAGUUCCAGGAACGAAAAUGGUGUUCGCUGGAUUAAAAAAGGCGAAUGACCGGAGCGACAUAAUUGCCUACUUGAAAACAUUAAAAUAAAUUUAUCUUGAAUUACCUGAAUGUCCUGAUGGAUGCCCAAGACGCAGAGAGUAAAGCUGGAGCCAGCAGCGGUGGUGUCGUGACCCUGGAAAUAGAGGACCAUUAGAAAAAAUUAAUCAGACUCUUCAUUAAAGGAAAAAGUAAUCGAAUAUCAAGUAACCUCGAA
Messenger RNA from Diachasmimorpha longicaudata, 526 nucleotides. Its product is annotated as cytochrome c-like. The record is from RefSeq and is a predicted model, not a curated record. Bases 49 to 360 code for a protein of 103 amino acids. Lineage: Eukaryota; Metazoa; Arthropoda; Insecta; Hymenoptera; Braconidae. Gene Ontology annotation, cellular component: mitochondrial intermembrane space. Gene Ontology annotation, molecular function: heme binding; electron transfer activity. The transcript is spliced from 2 exons. Gene Ontology annotation, biological process: mitochondrial electron transport, cytochrome c to oxygen; mitochondrial electron transport, ubiquinol to cytochrome c.